AUGCCGAUCAUGACGUUUGUUGCGCGCGUGUCCGACGGCAUGUUGCUGGUCGCGUCUAUGGAAAGUAUCGGAGAUACGAACGGAAACCUGGACACGUACAAGCAACAAGCCAAGCAAAUCCUCAAGAAACUGGACCAGCGCUCACCGACCAAGUGCAGCAUCGAGUCGGGGACCUACACUUUCCACUACUUGAUGCAGGAAGAAGUUUGCUACUUGACGCUAGCGGAUCGGGGGUUUCCGAAACGCCUGGCGUUCUUGUAUCUGGAAGAGGUGCAUGUAGGCUUCGUGGACGAGCUGGAACGAGACAGCGGCAGCAACUGGCGGGACGUGAUCACGACAGCUGCCAGACCUUAUGCGUUCAUCAAGUUCGACAAGUUUAUCCAGAAAAAGCGCAAGGAGUACGCGGACCCCAACUCGUCUCAGAACAUGCACCGCUUGAACGAUGACCUGGCGGACAUUCACAACAUCAUGCGCAAGAACAUUCAAGAAGUGCUCAACCGCGGCGAACGAGUCGAACAUGUUUCGCGCAUCUCGUCAAACUUGGCGGACAGGUCGAAAGACCUAAAGUGGGGCGCCAAGAAGCUGCGCAUGCAGGCCAUCUACCGCCAGUACGGCCCCAUCGUCGCUGUCGUGCUCUUUGUGCUGCUAGUUAUUUACAUCAAGUUCUUUUAG
Molecule: messenger RNA, 672 nt
Organism: Peronospora matthiolae
Lineage: Eukaryota; Oomycota; Peronosporomycetes; Peronosporales; Peronosporaceae
Source: the annotation of a GenBank genome assembly